Phycomyces blakesleeanus NRRL 1555(-) is the source of this 713-nucleotide messenger RNA. RefSeq lists its product as hypothetical. The transcript is spliced from 4 exons. The coding region runs from base 22 to 684 and encodes 220 amino acids. NCBI's taxonomy places the organism in Eukaryota, Fungi, Mucoromycota, Mucoromycetes, Mucorales, Phycomycetaceae. Gene Ontology annotation, cellular component: nucleus. The record is from RefSeq and is a predicted model, not a curated record. Gene Ontology annotation, biological process: positive regulation of cell population proliferation.
ACAUAUAUAUAUAUAUACAACAUGGACACAAUUAUGGAAGAUUCUUCAGAAAAGCAGCCAAAAGAAACCUUUUACGACGACAUUUAUUUUGAUACAGACCAAGAAGAUGAGUCAGAUUGGCAAUCUGAUCCCGAUGAUCCUUCACCAGGAAUUGGAUUAUUGGGAAUGAAAAAGGCGAUUCCAAAGACUACGACAACUAGGCCGAAGAUUCCAAAGAAACAACAACGAAAGAUCAUGACGGACGAAGAUCUCAUGUAUGAUCCUGAUCUUGAUGAUGCAGACGAAGAAUGGGUGGCCGAAAAGAUAAAGAAGGCAGCUCCAAAGGAUAAAACACCAGAACAAGCAACCACAGAUGCAAUUCUCACUUGUCCAAUGUGUUUUAAUCCUCUUUGUUACAGCUGUCAAAGACAUGAUCUCUACCCAAAUCAAUUCAGAGCAAUGUUUGUUGAGAACUGCAAGGUUGUCAAGACCGAAAGAUAUCGAACUAAACCUGUCGACAAGAAAAGACAAAAGAAAGGCAAAAAUUCAAAAGACAUUUCUUCUUCUUCUGCUGCUGCUGAUGAUGAUGGUGAUGAUGGUGACGAUUCUAGUUUCUUUGUGGUUAGAUGUGAGACUUGUGAUACUCAUGUAGCUAUGAUGGAUAAUGAUGAAGUCUAUCAUUUUUUCAAUGCAAUUUCAAAUUAAUUGAUCCACUAAUCAAAUUAAAUUAAGUU